Messenger RNA from Macaca mulatta (Rhesus monkey), 2486 nucleotides. RefSeq names its product family with sequence similarity 200 member A (gene ZBED8L). Lineage: Eukaryota; Metazoa; Chordata; Mammalia; Primates; Cercopithecidae. The record is from RefSeq and is marked validated.
GUGACGCACUUCCGGCUUUUGUGACGCUUUCCCUGGGUUCUGACGUCCAGGGGGCCUAGAUCUGAGUCCAGCGCUCCUGGUCCCCAAAGUCACAACCGGUUCUAUCCCAGCACCCCAGACGUCUCCGGGCGGGGACAGAGUUGGGCGUGCACGGCUGUGUCCUGCAAUCCGCUCGCCACGACCGCCCCGGACGGAGUGGAAGCGGGUCCGUGCCCCUGUCCCUCGCGUCAGCCUCGGCGGUGGCAAGCGCUGUCCCUCAGCAGAGGCGUCCCUGGAUACAGGAUAGCAAAACCUGAUCUCAUAAAACCUAGGUCACAAAGGACAGCCCUGCAAAACAGACGCUAUUUGGAUCAAGUGAGCCAGUUCCUGGAACCUGAAUAAUGACUCCUGAAUCAAGGGAUACUACAGAUUUGUCUCCACGGGGUACCCAGGAGAUGGAAGGCAUCGUGGUAGUGAAGGUGGAGGAGGAAGAUGAAGAAGACCAUUUUCAAAAGCAAAGAAACAAAGUAGAGUCAUCGCCACAAGUUCUCAGUCACUCUACAACCAUGAAUGAGAGAGCCUUAUUAUCAUCAUAUUUAGUUGCAUAUAGAGUGGCAAAGGAGAAAAUGGCUCACACGGCGGCUGAAAAAAUUAUCCUUCCAGCAUGUAUGGACAUGGUACGGACAAUUUUUGAUGACAAAUCAGCUGAUAAACUAAGAACUAUACCUCUUAGUGAUAAUACAAUAUCUCGUCGAAUCUGUACGAUUGCAAAACAUUUGGAAGCAAUGCUUAUUACACGGCUGCAGUCUGGUAUAGACUUUGCAAUCCAACUUGAUGAGAGCACUGAUAUUGCAAGUUGUCCCACACUCUUGGUCUAUGUCAGAUAUGUGUGGCAAGAUGAUUUCGUAGAGGAUCUCUUAUGUUGUUUAAAUUUAAAUUCACAUAUAACUGGAUUAGAUUUAUUUACUGAAUUAGAAAACUGCAUUGUUGGUCAGUAUAAAUUAAACUGGAAACAUUGUAAAGGAAUUUCAAGUGAUGGAGCAGCCAAUAUGACCGGAAAACACAGCAGACUUACUGAAAAAUUGUUAGAAGCAACCCACAACAAUGCUCUUUGGAAUCACUGUUUUAUUCAUCGAGAAGCUUUGGUAUCCAAAGAAAUUUCACCAAGUCUAAUGGAUGUAUUGAAAAAGGCAGUGAAAAUUGUUAAUUUUAUUAAAGGAAGCUCACUGAAUAGCCGACUUCUCGAAAUACUUUGUUCAGAGAUUGGAGUUAACCAUACCCACUUACUGUUUCAUACAGAAGUUCGUUGGCUUUCUCAAGGAAAGGUAUUGAGCAGAGUAUAUGAACUCAGGAAUGAGAUUUACAUUUUUCUCAUUGAAAAGCAAUCUCAUUUGGCAAAUAUUUUUGAAAACGACAUUUGGGUAACCAAAUUGGCAUAUUUAAGUGAUAUUUUUGGCAUUCUUAAUGAAUUAAACCUGAAAAUACAGGGGAAAAACAAUGAUAUAUUUCAGUAUCUUGAACAUAUUCUAGGAUUCCAAAAGACAUUAUUAUUUUGGCAAGCAAGACUUAAAAGUAACCGCCCUAGCUACUAUAUGUUUCCAACAUUAUUGCAACACAUCGAAGAGAACAUUAUUAACGAAGACUGCUUAAAAGAAAUAAAAUUAGAGAUAUUGUUGCAUCUCACUUCUUUGUCUCAAACUUUUAAUUAUUACUUUCCAGAAGAGAAAUUUGAAUCAUUAAAGGAAAAUAUUUGGAUGAAAGAUCCAUUUGCUUUUCAAAACCCAGCAUCAAUAAUUAAGUUAAACUUGGAGCCUGAAGAAGAGAAUGAAUUAUUGCAGCUCAGUUCAUCAUUCACACUAAAGAAUUAUUAUAAGACAUUAAGUUUAUCAGCAUUUUGGAUUAAGAUUAAAGAUGAAUUUCCACUACUAAGUAGGAAGAGUAUAUCGCUGUUACUACCAUUCACAACUACUUAUUUGUGUGAACUAGGAUUUUCAAUCUUGACACGAUUAAAAACAAAGAAGAGAAAUAGGCUCAACAGUGCACCGGACAUGCGGGUAGCAUUAUCUUCAUGUGUUCCUGACUGGAAGGAACUUAUGAACAGACAAGCACACCCAUCACAUUAAAUAAAAUCUUUACAAAAUCCUGUGUUUAGUCGGGUGUGGUGGCUUACGCCUGUAAUCCCAGCACUGGGGAGACGGAGGUGGGCAGAUCACUUGAGAUCGGGAGUUCGAGACUAGCCUGGCCAACAUGGUGAAACCCCAUCUCUACUAAAAAUACAAAGCCAGGCGUGGUGGUACAUGGCUGCAGUCCCUGUUACCUGGGUGCCUAAGGCAGGAGAAUCUCUUAAACCAGAGAUUGCAGUGAGCUGAGAUAAUCCCACUGCGUUCCAGCCUGGGCAACAGAGUGAGACUCCAUCUCAAAAACAAAAAAAAAUUAUAUCUGUACUUUUAAAGGGAUUUUGCAGUAUAUUGUAUUUAAAUGUUAAUAAAAUUAUAUUUGCAAUUAGG